Molecule: messenger RNA, 2232 nt
Organism: Coregonus clupeaformis (lake whitefish)
Lineage: Eukaryota; Metazoa; Chordata; Actinopteri; Salmoniformes; Salmonidae
Product: SPRY domain-containing protein 7
Exons: 5
Coding region: 112-702 (196 amino acids)
Molecular function (GO): protein binding
Source: RefSeq, a predicted model, not a curated record
CUGCCACCAGGUGUCGCUGUUUCAUUAUGAUGGUAGCUUUUCUCAUGAGCUCCUUCAGAGCUUGUUAACUUCGUCGGCAUGACCAUUUCCGGAUAAUAUUUUAGCGCAAGAAUGGCUGCAAUGUUUACGUGUUGUCUGGGAUGCUGCGGAGAUGGGGGAACGGGGCAUAUUCCCCUCAAAGAAAUGCCCACCGUCCAGUUAGACACGCAUCAUAUGGGCACGGAUGUGGUCAUCGUGAAGAGUGGCCGGAGGAUAUGUGGCACCGGGGGUUGCCUCGCCAACGCUCCCCUGCACCAAAACAAGAGUUACUUUGAGUUCAAGAUCCAGUCCACAGGUAUAUGGGGGAUAGGUGUGGCCACUCAGAAGGUGAACCUGAACCAGGUCCCCAUGGGGCAGGACAUCAACAGCCUUGUCCUGAGGCACGAUGGCUCGGUGUACCACAACAACGCGGAGAAGAACCGUCUCCCUGCCAACAGCCUUCCACAGGAGGGGGACAUUGUGGGCAUCACAUACGACCAUGUGGAGCUGAAUCUCUAUCUGAAUGGGAAGAAUAUGCACUGUCCAGCUUCAGGGAUCAGAGGCACCGUGUUCCCGGUGGUUUAUGUGGAUGACAGUGCCAUCUUAGACUGCCAGUUCAGUGACUUCUACCAUACGGCGCCGCAAGGCUUCGAGAAGAUUCUGUUUGAGCAGCAGAUUUUCUGAGCAGCACCUCCUUAUACCUCCAGGCCUUUACACACACACACACACACACAACCCUCAGCUCACAGUGCUCCUUGUUGCUCCGCAGAGAUCUGUGACCCCCGCCCUUGUUCCGUCUGGUUUGAGUGUCCCUCUGUGUGUGUUAUGUCCUGGUUACUCUCGCUUUAAAGCUGUUCUGGGUCCAGUUGGGUAGUUUAGCUCUUGGUUGAUGCCAGCACUGGAGCAGUAAGAAUACGGAUCCCAAGUCAGCGGUGAAGGGCAUAGAGUUGCCAGUGUGGUGUGUGUGUGUGUGUGUGUGUGUGUGUGUGUGGUGUGCAUUUGCAGCUGAAAGACAGUCAAUUAGUCAAUAUUGCUUUGCUUCAGUUGUAAUCAUCCUGCAUUGCCACGAUCUGUUAUGGUUGCUGCUGCUUUCUGAAAAGAGAGUUUAAACAAUGUUUAGGUGUUGAGUCUGACAGUAUCGUUGUGCAAUCACUACACAUGUCCAUUGGUCUGGACCAGAAGCCAUGUUGAGUGUUCUUUACUGCUACCUAUGUAUGGUUUGAUUAUGGAAUCUCAAUAAACUCUUAAUGCCAUAUUGAUAUAUGGGGCAAACACACCCAAUAUAUAUAUAUAUAUAUAUAUAUAUAUAUAUAUAUAUAUAUAUAUAUAUAUAUAUAUAUAUAUAUAAUUUCUCAUUUUAUUUGUUUAUAGCUGACACUAAUGUUCAAUGUUUUGUUUCCCUGAUAAUUUACUUAUAAUUCUUGAGUUAGUUAUUCAUAUUUAGAUUUUUCUUAUUUUGAUUAUGAUAUGUCAUUUAAAGUAAUAUGUCACAGCGCUGAUGGUUAUUCCAAAUGUCAGCAAAUUUGCGAAGCUCUUUGGUUUUAUUCGGGUUGGGUAGGUUACUUUCUGAAUGUAAUCCGUUAGUUACUAGUUACCUGUCCAAAAUUCUAAUCAGUAGCAUAACUUUUGUAUUGCCCAAACUCAGUAACGUAAUCUGAUUACAUUCCCCUAAAGAGGCGUUAGAAAGCAAAAAUGAUCCAUUAAAUACAUGCAUUUGGUUAUUCAUCAUAAUGGUCUCUGACUUGUGGUCAGAAUCGCUCAGGUCGAACAAACUUAAACUUGCGCAUUUUUUCCAUGCUGAAUUGAAUGUCAUUGAGAAAACAAAGGUGUCAUAAUGUAUUUUUUUUUCCGCAAACACCCUUUCUAAAUUGUAAAAGUAAUCCAAGAAGGAAUCUAGUUUUUCAAAAGUAUCUGUAAUCUUAUUUUGCUGUUAACGUAACUGAUUAGUAUUUUUUUGGGUAAUCAGAUUACACGAAACUGAUUACACGUAAUCACUUACUCCCCAACCCUGUAUUUGUGGAUGUGACAUUUUCCAACCCUACUGUAUUUCAACUGUCAGAUGAACACAUAUCUCCUUUUGAAGCGUGAAAACUGUCUUCAAUUGUAAAUGUUUUGUUUUGUUUGCACUAAUGACAUGUAUGUUGAAUAUUAAACCAAAUCGGAAUACUUAUUGUUGAAUACAAUAAAGAAACUGGAGUCUCUAGAAGCAUUUAA